This is a messenger RNA of Chironomus riparius, 825 nucleotides long. Lineage: Eukaryota; Metazoa; Arthropoda; Insecta; Diptera; Chironomidae. The record is from the annotation of a GenBank genome assembly.
GAAAAAGUGCAUGACUUUAAAAAAAAUUCAUUUUAAAUCUCGGCAAUCACCAGAAAUCUCAGUACGCUUAUUUAUUUUUUUCCAAGACAACAAAAUAAAUCAAAUCGAUUUUUCAAUCCAAAUUUAAUCGUGAAUUUCGAACUUAUCCAAUAAUGAACAACUCGUCAGUAUACAAGCGAGAUUUUCGUGACCCACGACAAAAUGAAAAUCUCUGGAACUUCUUAUUUAAUCAAAAAAGCUUCAAUGCUCACAGCGUCAACAAUUUUCAGGAAAUUUCAAUUAAUCGACAACUUAAGCCCAUCAAUGAUUCACGUCCAAUUGAGUCAAAAUGCUGCGAGCAGGACAAAAAUGUUGAGAAUAUUAAAUCAAUGACUGUGAUAACGAGCAGAUGUCAAGAUGAUAAAAAUUUAUGCAGAGCAAAGUCGAUGACGUGGGAGAAAUUUGAUCGGCCUAAAGAUAACUGUAAUACAAAACAGAAGAGACGAUGCAAUGAUGGCUACAAAAUUUCCGAUUUUCCAACUGUUAUCGAUCGAUUCGUUCCGCGUGAUCACAUUCCGAGAGAUGCAAAACUUUCUACAGAAUAUCGUGAUAAUUUUAAUCGAAUUGGAAAAAUUAUCAUCAAAUACAAGAUUCAUGAGCAUUCAAAGUGCGGCAAAGACGGAAGCAAGUGCGAGCAUCCAUUGAUGGUUUUGGCACGUAAAAAAAAGUUUUUUUAAUUGCUGGAUUUAUUUGGGCAGUCUAUAAAUUUAAUAUGGAAGUCUAAAACUGCCCAUCAUCGUCUUAUCGCGAUUGUCAAUCUUAAAGAUAUUAAAUCAUUUCUUUUCA